UGACGAAAAAAAUCAUUUGUUGUAACUUACGAAUCAAAAUCAUUCAAAAACAAUAAUAAUUUGAACUGUUAAACCACAUGAUACUAAUUCAUAUUUUAGUACUAGAAUGUUGAUUGGUAGAUAUUGUGGUUCACUUCUUUUUUUGUUACUGAGAUAAAACAUAAGUUAAAAAUUCAGAUUAAUCAUGAAAGUAUGUAUUAUUUUGCCAUCUGAUAGUAUUAAAUAUAUUAAUUAUCUUUAAUCACGUUUAAUUAGUAUGCCGUAUAUAUAUAAAAGUUAUAAACUCAUUUCGUCUCCCUUCUUGCGCUCACUUUCCCCAAUUUCACCAAGCAAACUCAAAAGCGAAAGCGCCAAACAUAAAAAAACGAUGCCGUCGGAGGCGGAGAGCUCAGCGAAUUUAUCUCCGGCGACGCCACCGCCGAAUUUCUGGGGAGACAUGCCGGAGGAAGAGUACUACACCUCCCAAGGAGUGCGUAACAGCAAAUCCUACUUCGAAACACCCAACGGCAAGCUCUUCACGCAGAGCUUUCUUCCGUUGGAUGGCGAAAUCAAAGGGACGGUGUACAUGUCUCACGGGUACGGAUCCGAUACGAGCUGGAUGUUCCAGAAGAUCUGUAUCAGCUUCUCCACUUGGGGUUAUGCCGUUUUCGCCGCCGAUCUUCUCGGUCACGGCCGCUCCGACGGAAUCCGCUGCUACAUGGGUGAUAUGGAGAAAGUUGCAGCAACAUCAUUGUCUUUCUUCAAGCACGUUCGUUGCAGCGAUCCGUAUAAGCAUCUCCCUGCUUUCCUCUUUGGUGAAUCCAUGGGAGGUCUCGUCACGCUUCUCAUGUAUUUUCAAUCCGAGCCUGAGACUUGGACCGGUUUGAUCUUCUCGGCUCCUCUCUUUGUUAUCCCUGAGGAUAUGCAACCAAGCAAGGCUCAUCUUUUUGCCUACGGUCUCCUCUUUGGCUUGGCUGACACGUGGGCUGCAAUGCCUGAUAAUAAGAUGGUUGGCAAAGCUAUCAAAGACCCAGCAAAGCUCAAGAUCAUCGCAUCUAACCCUCAAAGAUACACAGGGAAGCCUAGAGUUGGAACAAUGAGAGAGUUACUGAGGAAGACACAAUACGUGCAGGAGAAUUUCGAGAGAGUAAGUAUUCCGGUGUUGACGGUGCACGGGACAGCAGAUGGGGUAACGUGUCCUACAUCGUCGAAGCUACUAUACGAAAAGGCAUCAAGCGCUGAUAAAACACUGAAGCUGUACGAAGGAAUGUACCAUUCCUUGAUUCAAGGAGAGCCUGAUGAGAACGCUGAGAUCGUGUUGAAGGAUAUGAGAGAGUGGAUCGAUGAAAGGGUUAAGAGGUAUGGAUCUAAUUAACAUUUGUGAAGAGAGAUGUACAUUGAUACUAUGAUCCGUAUCGUCGAAUUUCGACUUGUUUUGUUGUUUGUGUUAAUCCAAGAACAUGACUCUGUUUUAUCAAUAUAAAGUUAAACUUGUUUAAUGAGCAUGAAAACAAAUUUAAAGGUAGAAUCUUUAUGUUCACAUUUUUGGCUUUGUGGUUAUCGUUGCAAAAGCGACAUGCGCACCGUAUUAUUAAUUGAAACGGGACCAUACAAUACUGUGUUGUGUUGUGUAAGUGUUAUACUUCAUCUUCAAAUGAGAAGAUGAUUGAUGACAUUUGUCUGUUUUCAGACUCUGUUUUUAUCCACACGUACGUUGUUGAUUGUCCUAAGAGAAUAUUAAGGACACGUCCAUGUUCCCACAUUUGUAAGUAAUCGUUUUGUAAAACUUUUUUGUACGUUCUCUUCCAAAUAUCUUUUUUGGAAUCG
Molecule: messenger RNA, 1806 nt
Organism: Thlaspi arvense
Lineage: Eukaryota; Viridiplantae; Streptophyta; Magnoliopsida; Brassicales; Brassicaceae
Source: the annotation of a GenBank genome assembly